Molecule: messenger RNA, 1171 nt
Organism: Penicillium brasilianum
Lineage: Eukaryota; Fungi; Ascomycota; Eurotiomycetes; Eurotiales; Aspergillaceae
Source: the annotation of a GenBank genome assembly
UUCAGUAUUCCUGCGGUUGACGGUCACCGGCUGAGGUGGUGAGUCACUCGAGUGUGUACUAUAUACCAUGGGCCCCUAAACAUAUAUAUAUAUCUCCCUCAAUCUCAGUGGACACGCUCUGGACAUCCCCUCCGCAAGACUCGUCCAAGCCAUACCUACCUACAUCCAAUACGAGUCUCAACCUCCCCCAUCAACAUCCCAAACCCCGCAACCAUAGCGAAAAUGGCACCCUCCAAACCCACGCCGACAUUCACAACCGCGAUCCAACCCCCGCCAGGCCCAUCCACCCCGCUCGUCCUCCCAACCCACCCCCUCGCAGCCCAAAACCCACCAAUCUUCAACGAUGCACUCCAAGUCCGCACCCGCGUCUUCAUCGACGAACAACACUGCUCGGCCGACACCGAGAUCGACACCGACGACGCCCGGAGCUGGCAAUGGGUGAUCUACGCCUCACUGGGGGCGACGGCACCAGACUCCCCCACGAACAGCAGCCAACACGCCGCAGCAGCACCGUCACCCGUCGCCGUAAUCCGGCUCGUGCCCCCACCACAACUACCGCACGCGCUGCUCACACACCCGUCCGACCCGGCGAACGAGCACCUUCCGGCGUACGAUUGGACCCACGAGCCGUGUGUAAAACUGACCCGGGUCGCAGUGCUACCCGAAUACCGGGGGCACGGGCUGGGGCGACGACUCGUCGAGACGGCGUUGGAAUGGGCGGCGUCUCACGCGGGUGAGAUUGAUGCCGCUGCGGUGCGAUUAGCGGCUCAAACGCAGGAGGACGGGAAGGGAGGAGGAGGAGGAGGGGUUCCGAGUGGAUGGCGGGGAUUGGUGCUGGUUCAUGCGCAGGUUGACGUGGAGCGGAUGUAUAGCGGACUUGGAUUUGUGACGGAUGAAGGGUUGGGGCGGUGGGAUGAGGAGGGGAUUGAGCAUGUUGGUAUGUUUUAUCGGGUGGAGGUGCGGUGAUGUUAGGAAGCGGGUUCGAGGUAGAAGUAAACGGGACUACGAUGAUAUCCCCGAUUGGUUUAUAGUAUGUAGAACAUAGGACUAUAGACUAUAGAAAGUACAACCAGCAUAAACUUUGUGGCAUCAUGCAGGGAAGCGGGCGUUACAGAUAAGAUGGACCUAAUCUACAAACUUAAACGGGAUUAGAAUUACGGAGGAAUCAGGA